Neoarius graeffei (lesser salmon catfish) is the source of this 1589-nucleotide messenger RNA. It is a transcript of the gene bspry, whose product is annotated as B-box and SPRY domain containing. The record is from RefSeq and is a predicted model, not a curated record. Gene Ontology annotation, molecular function: protein binding. The transcript is spliced from 6 exons. Bases 133 to 1521 code for a protein of 462 amino acids. Lineage: Eukaryota; Metazoa; Chordata; Actinopteri; Siluriformes; Ariidae.
CGCAUUCCACACCUGCGCCAGGUAGGGCAAGGCCGCAGAACUGGAUGCACCUGCAGCGCAGCGCACAGGAGAAACGUCACGCUUUAUUUUCCAGCCGAAAGUCCUGAGAAGGGGUUUGAUCAGCCUGGAGUCAUGAGUGGGGAUUAUGGAGGUUGUGAUUUAGCCGUGGUGUCGUUAGGGGACAGUGAGCAUGAAGCGGACUAUGGAAUUCAGCUGACCCCGGAUGGACUCAUAAACACCACGGGCUGGAGCGCAAAACGCUCUGAAGAAUCUCACUCAGGCAUUUCAGAAAGCAAAGGUCAUUAUUCUAAUGGCACCCCGACUAUGGGCUCGUCCACAGAUGCGUCCAGCAGCACGGGUGAAGUGCCUCGAUGUUCUGUGCAUGAAGUAGAACUGGACCGGUACUGCAGGACGGAAGGGAGAGCGGUGUGCCAGCAGUGCGUUCACCACGGAUCCUGCCGAAAUCACAUCGUGAUCGAGCUGCGUUUACGAGCCUCGGCUGUCAGGAAUCAGCUGGUGGACAUCUGUGAGAAAAUGCAGCUGCAAGCCCUACAGAUAGAGCGCUUCAUAAAGAACACACUGACGGCAAAGGAGAAGGCCUUGCAGAUGGAUGCGAGUAGUGCCCGUGAGCGAGUUGUGACUCAGGUGAACACCGUGCGUGAAGCCCUGGAUGAGGAGGAGCAGCGUCUGUUGGAGGUUGUGCAGAGAGAGGAAGAGCGACUCGAGCAGUGUCUCCUCACACAGCGGGCACACUGGACCAAGGCGCUCGACACACUCACACAUGCCCGCACCAGCCUGGUGCACACGCUUACACACUCGACAGACACCAUACUUGUGAGCUCAAACUCGGAAAUAGCAGACAGGAUUGAAGAUGCCGAGGGUGUUGGAGAGCCCAAAGACUCAGAUCGCCUGAACCUAAACAGGAACUGCAGUGAUAGUCAGCUCAUGUUGGGCCUGUGGGCUAGUGCACUGCUUCUAGGACCGACCGCUAAAACUCGGCUGUACUUCGAUGCGCGCACCGUCAGCCAUCUCCUUCUGCUCUCCUCUGACCAGCUCAGCCUCACUUACCAGCCAAAGCGACAAAAGAAGCCUCUUCCAUAUGACCCGGCACGUUUUGACAACUGGCCCAAUGCCCUGUGCCUGGAUUCCAUCAGUUCAGGCACGCAUUCCUGGGUGCUGUACGUGGGUAACAGUGCUGCCUUUAAAGUGGGCGUCUGCUACCAAAGCAUGGAGCGCAAAGGCUCGACCAAUGAAUCUCGUCUAGGCUUCAAUGCCAAAUCGUGGGUGCUCUCGCACUAUGAAGAAAACUAUUCCUUCUGCCACAAUGGGCAGAUCAUCAACGUGGUCAUAGUCAAGAGUCCUACGAAAGUAGGAGUGCUCCUGGACUGGACCACACAAACACUGCUGUUCUAUGAUCCAGACUCAAUGUGUGUGUUGCAUGCCGUAAGACAUACUUUUACUGAGCCACUGCUGCCUGCUUGUGCUGUGGCUGAUCAAAGAGUGUCUAUUAUUCACUGCUAAUACGCACUGUACAGUGGUGCUUGAAAUUUUGUGAACCCUUUAGAAUUUUCUAUAUUUCUGCAUAAAUA